This is a messenger RNA of Leptosia nina, 678 nucleotides long. Lineage: Eukaryota; Metazoa; Arthropoda; Insecta; Lepidoptera; Pieridae. The record is from the annotation of a GenBank genome assembly.
AUGAAGUGGUCUCCAAAAAUACACCCCAAGGACCACACCACGGCAGCUUUACAAGAGCUCGAGAUGCCGCAGUGGGCGAGCAACGAAGGUGGUGGGUCAGAAGCGGCAUCCCCUAACCAAAUGAUACUCUGCUACGAUGACCAGGCCUCGGAGUACUUCGAUGACAAAGCCGAAGAUGCUGAUAAAAUAGAACAGACUGGUGAUUUCUACGAUAGUGGAAGCGGUAGUGACGAGCAAGUUCGCCGCGUCUGUCGGCCGCGAAGGACGGCGGCCAGUUCCUCCUCCUCUGGAAACAGUUCCAGUGGCCCAGGCCGACGUAGGCGUUGCGGCGUAUCUGCGAGGGAGCGCAACUUACGGAGAUUAGAGAGCAACGAACGGGAACGCAUGCGCAUGCACUCGUUAAAUCGCGCGUUCGAAGAUCUUCGCCGUGUAAUUCCACACGUGAAAAAGGAUAAUAGAAGCCUAUCGAAGAUAGAAACUUUAACUCUUGCCAAAAACUAUGUCAAAGCUCUCACAAAUGCUAUUUGCACUAUGAGAGGAGAAGUUCCUCGAUACCAAUUUAAUAGCGAAGAUGAAAAUGUGGAGCCUGUAUUUGUUAUAUCCCGAGACCAAGAACAAAAUAACAACAUGCCAAGCGACGGCGACACGGAAGAAUCAGUCCCCAGUGUCUGCCUUUGA